This is a messenger RNA of Carassius auratus (goldfish), 1324 nucleotides long. It is a transcript of the gene lhfpl5b, whose product is annotated as LHFPL tetraspan subfamily member 5b. Gene Ontology annotation, biological process: detection of mechanical stimulus involved in sensory perception; sensory perception of sound. The transcript has 2 exons. The record is from RefSeq and is a predicted model, not a curated record. NCBI's taxonomy places the organism in Eukaryota, Metazoa, Chordata, Actinopteri, Cypriniformes, Cyprinidae. Gene Ontology annotation, cellular component: plasma membrane. Bases 169 to 885 code for a protein of 238 amino acids.
CUAGCCUUUGGACUUCUUCGAAGAAAAGCUGAUUUAAUCAUUUUAUUUGAACUGCUAUAAUAUAAGAGCUGUCUGUAGCUGUCUGGAUUCUGAACUAGCUUUUAAUUUUUUUUUCUUUGAAAAAUAUCUACAGACUUCUAAUCUCGCUGGAUAUAUGUAUAUUUAAUAAUGGCGAAUGAGAAUAUGCUUCCAGCCCAAGAGGCUGCCAAAAUCUACCACACCAAUUAUGUGAGAAAUGCCCGGGCCAUCGGUGUCUUGUGGGCUGUUUUCACCAUAUGCUUCGCCAUCAUUACCGUGGUGGUCUUCAUUCAGCCCUACUGGAUUGGUGAUAGUGUAAACACCCCGCAGGCUGGAUACUUUGGGCUUUUUCACUAUUGUAUUGGCAACCCCAUCACCUCCGAAUUGGUCUGCAAAGGAAGUGUGUUUGAUUUUGGUUCGAUCCCCUCAGGGGCUUUCAGGACUGCUAUGUUUUUUGUAGGCACCUCAAUGCUCCUUAUCGUAGGCACCAUUGUGUGCUUGGGUCUUUUCUUCUUCUGCAACUCUGCAAGUGUGUACAAGAUAUGCGCAUGGAUGCAAACAUCUUCAGCUGUGUUGAUGGUGAUGGGUUGUAUGAUUUAUCCGGACGGCUGGGAUGCCCCGGAGGUAAAGCGGAUGUGUGGUGAGAGGACAGACAAGUACACGCUGGGGAACUGCACCAUUCGCUGGGCUUAUAUUUUAGGCAUUAUCAGCAUCCUGGACUCAGCGUUACUGGCACUGCUUGCUUUCACUCUGGGCAACCGGCAAGACAAUCUGCUGCCAGAUGACUUCGAGGUGGAGGGUAACGGUAAGAGAAGUAUUGGAAUGAUUUUGAGAAUAAUUAAAAUGUAUUUACAACUCAUAAUUUAGAGCAGAACAUUAAGUUACACUGGCUAUGAAUUGGACAGAAUGUGCUGAUGAAUUUAUUAAUGUAUCAUUAGAUUAAUAAUAAAAUAAUUAUCCAUAAAUCAUGUCAAGUAUCUAUCCUACUAAAUAAUUCAUGACUAUAUUUAGGUUGCAGUAACUUGAAGAAUUUUUAAACGCACAAUUUUAGUGUUGUUGUCUCCUUUUGUUUAUAGAUAAAGCCUGAAUCCAAAAGAUCUGAACUGCAGUGGACACGGAACUGGACAUUUAUAGUAAAUAACUUUUUUUUUUUUUUAACUGAAUCCCAGAUUGACAAACCCAGUUUUACUGUACUAAAUAGCUAUUGAAACAAUCAAUUGUUUUGCACAUACUUAGCAAUAUAACAUCUUGCUUUAAUCUUUACUUUUAUCUUUCCAAAAGAUCAGUGUGUAUUACAAUGAAAAGU